AUGGCUGAAGCCUCGAACUGUUUUUUCCUCAAGGCCGAUACAAAGUUACACUUGAUUUGGAAUCAGUGUUGCUACACUUGUGACCAAUCUGAUGCAGCAAAAGCAGUUCAGCUACUUGUUCAACUUUCCUGCUGUGACAGGCUCUGGCUACCAUCGGAAAUACUCAACCGGCCGCCAUUGUCCGCAUCUGCAGCAUUGGUCGCUAUUCAUAGCAACCGGCCGCCAUUGUGGUUUUCUUCCGUUCGACGAAAACUUGUUCAGCUGUUGUCACUUCUGGCCGCCGUCGCGGUCCGCCGUCCUAACAUUCGUUCUCGUCGCGGUGGAUCUCGGGCAGGACCUCUGGUUCGCCUAUCACAACUCCAGACGAAGGUUCCUGCUUCUCUCUACAUGAUCCUGGCCGCCUACAAUUUGCUACCGACAAUGUUAAUCGGCUUUUUCGUCGCUAUCGUUCACUUGACAGCGAACGCGUUACUCUUUCAGACGAGAAAAUCGGUCAACAACGAAGUUGACAUUUCUCUGAUCAUGGCUGAUGUCGGAUUUUAUCUGACAGCCAACGUUGUCGGCAUUUUCACCAAUUGCCUGAACGAGACUACGCUGAGAUGGGCCUUUCUCGACCGUCGCUGGUGCAUCGAGUCCACCAUCAAAUUGGACUACGAGAAGAGUCAAGAAGAACAGCUGAUGCUGUCCAUCUUGCCCAAACACAUCGCCCACGACACAGUUACACGUCGAGAUGAUCCGGAAGUCAGUGUUCUUUACGCCGAUAUCGUCAACUUUACUCUGUUGACUGCAGCCCUCUCGGCGUCCAGCCUCAUCUCCAUGCUCAACGAAUUUUUUGGCAAAUUCAACGAGGCUGCCAAAGAAAUCGAUUGUUUAAGAAUUAAAAUCCUCGGUGACUGUUAUUGCUGCGUGUCUAGAAUACCGGACUCGACCACCACCCAUGCUAAGAAUUUUGUCGGAAUGGGAUUCAAGAUGAUUGAAAUCUAUCGCCAAAUUAGAGAGGAUCGCCAAGUGGAUGUGGACAUACGGAUCGGCAUUCAUAGUAGCAGCGAGCAGCGUUAUCAGUGGUCUGCCUUCGCAAGUGGCAGUUUGAUAUCUGGACCCGUGACGUGA
Messenger RNA from Daphnia pulicaria, 1110 nucleotides. RefSeq names its product adenylate cyclase type 2-like. Bases 1 to 1110 code for a protein of 369 amino acids. Gene Ontology annotation, molecular function: adenylate cyclase activity. Lineage: Eukaryota; Metazoa; Arthropoda; Branchiopoda; Diplostraca; Daphniidae. The record is from RefSeq and is a predicted model, not a curated record. The transcript is spliced from 8 exons. Gene Ontology annotation, biological process: adenylate cyclase-activating G protein-coupled receptor signaling pathway; adenylate cyclase-inhibiting G protein-coupled receptor signaling pathway; intracellular signal transduction.